AUGAAAAUUAUUUUCACAAAACCUGUGAUUAUAUCUGAAAAUUAUAGUAACAACACAACUUGCAACAACAAUGGCAUCUCUCGUAAAAGAAGCCUCGUAGAACAGAAGAAUAGUAGUGACUUAGUGAAGCAUAAUCAAGAGACAAGAAUAGACACACUUAUUCAAAAUGAGGUCGGUACAUUUGAUUAUAGUCUCGAAAAGGUAUUAGCUAGUAACAAAGUAAGGUCCACAAGAGUAGAAGGCAAACAAAAAAAGUUCAAAAAACAAGAGAAUAUCUAUAACUCAAAGUGGGCUCUGAGUGGUGAAUACAUAUUAGAAAA
Molecule: messenger RNA, 320 nt
Organism: Dentiscutata erythropus
Lineage: Eukaryota; Fungi; Glomeromycota; Glomeromycetes; Diversisporales; Gigasporaceae
Source: the annotation of a GenBank genome assembly